Molecule: messenger RNA, 1800 nt
Organism: Histoplasma capsulatum G186AR
Lineage: Eukaryota; Fungi; Ascomycota; Eurotiomycetes; Onygenales; Ajellomycetaceae
Exons: 11
Coding region: 1-1800 (599 amino acids)
Molecular function (GO): ATP binding; ATP-dependent protein folding chaperone
Source: RefSeq, a predicted model, not a curated record
AUGCUUACCAGUAUCAUGAUAGCCGUCGACUUCGGGACGACGUAUUCUGGCCUAGCAUUCAGUGAUCCGUCCCAGCGAACCGACGCUGCUAUCCCGAUCACUGACUGGGGUCGAGGAGUAAGUAGCCAAAAAGUUCCAUCUGAAAUCCGUUUCGACGGCCCAGGAAAUGAGCAGUUCAAAUGGGGUUUCCAGAUCAAGCAUGGCCAGGAAAGACAUAUCUGGUUUAAACUGGACUUAGAUCCGGACAAUUCCCGAGUUGGCAAAUUGACCCAGCUCUCAAGGACACUGAAGGAUCUCUUCGUGUCACCACCUGAAUAUCAGCGGACUACAGAGGAUAUCGUAGCCGCAUACCUGACAGGUCUACGCAGGCAUGCUGUCGCUCAUUUAGAGAAACUUUACGGUUCUGCAGUUAUGAAAGACUGCCAGCUCGACUGGAUAAUCACUGUGCCUGCCGUCUGGUCUGAUCUGGCCAAAAAGAAGACGCGAACUGCGGCGAUGAGAGCCGGUAUGGGCGACACCACAUCUCUUCAGAUGACAUCGGAGCCUGAAGCGGCCGCUGUCUACGCACUUAAAGCGCUGGACCCGCACCAUAUCAAGGUUGGAGAGAGCGUGGUGAUUUGUGAUGCCGGUGGAGGCACUGUGGAUUUGAUCACGUACAAGAUGAAAUCUGUGGAUUAUCCGUAUGAGGUGGAGGAGACUGCUAUUGGCGGGGGCAGCCAGUGUGGGAGUACCUUUUUGAAUCGAAAGUUCGAGGAAGUUUUAAUGAGGAAGCUCAACGACAAGCCUAUCUCCAAAAAUGCAAAGGCGAUGUUCACUGACCCUUAUGCAUCUCAGGCAAUGAGCCAUUUUGAAAAGGAGACAAAACGUAAUUUUGGAACUGAGGAUGACGACGAAGAUGAAGAAGAUAUUGAGUUCCAGAUUCCCAUUCCUGGAGUCGAAGACGAUGCCAGCGUCGGCAUCUGCGCUGGAUUCUUGGAGAUGACUUACGCUGAAAUGAAAGAUGUCUUCCGGCCCGUGAUAGAAGAAGUGCUUGCAUUGCUAAACGAUCAGAUCAAAGCGGCAUCCAAGCAUGGUCCCAUCAGCGCAGUCAUCCUCGUUGGCGGCUUCGGGGAAAGUACUUACCUCUACCGCCAAAUUAAGCAGGCUGUCUCACCAAUUCCAGUUCUACAGCCUCCUAAUGGAUGGACUGCAAUUGUCCGUGGAGCGGUAAUGAAAGGCAAAUCGCAACUUUCUGCUACACCUAGUUGGAAUGUUAAAUCGCGAUAUUGCCGUGGAAAUUAUGGUUUGGUAUUGUGGGUGCCAUGGAAGGAGGGUAUGCCAACGGACAAAAAAGUUUGGGAUAAGUACGAAGGCCUCUAUAAGCAUUCAGAAUGCAUGCAGUGGUGUAUCAGACGGGGCGAUAAAGUCCAAGAAAAUACGCCAAAAUCCUUUCCCCUCUACCGCGCCGUCCCGCUCGAUGAUUCCCUGGUAUUCUCCAGCUCGAUAUACUAUUCUCCGCUGGAUGGAUCGAAUGCGCCCGUCUAUUUGAAUCAAGACUGCCGUGAACAUUGCGUAUUAAACUACAACCUUUCCUCAAUCCCACGCUCGAAAUUCAAGCGCAGGGUAGGAGACCACGGCGAGGACUACUAUGAGGUCGAAUAUUCGAUUGAUAUUACUUAUUACUCGGCAGAGAUGAAAUUUGACCUUGGGAGAAAUACGGAAGCGUCACGGCGAAGUGGCUCGAGUAGUAAUUAUUCCUCAGAUCGCAAGAUUGAUACUUCCACUCCCUAUACCAAAACAACAUCAACAAUCGACAAGUAG